CUCUUCAUCGUUCCCAAAAUUCUGUGGUGUUACGAUUCCCAUUCGCUUGUUUCUUCUUUUUUAGAAAAUUUGGUUUUCGAUUUUUCGUUGCCUUGCGAUUCUCUGUUCUUCCAUGACCCUUUUCGCGUCCAGUGGGUUUGCCGCAGCGAACCCAUUUGGACGAGAACAAUUAGAAUCGUAUUUUUAUUUUUAUUUUUUUUAAAAUUCUCUGAUUUUCCAUGAUAGCGCCAAUGGCGCUUCAGUGAUUUUCGUUGUUCUUUGUAUCUCUUUCUUCUACAUUUGAAUUCUAAAAGUAUAAUAAUACCCCACUUGCCAUCUCUUUCAUGGUCGUCUUUCAUAUUCAUUCGCUGUCUUAAGUCAACAUUACGGUCUUCUUCUUUCUGGCGAGGGCUCCUUUUAGGGUCUGCGGGUCCGAUUUUGCUGAGGUUGAAGGAUUAUCUAUGAUAAUGGGAAUUACAACAGACAACAACAUUCUGUACACUUCUUACUUUACCGGACUGCAUUCUUAACCCUGUUUGAUCUCUCAGGUCUAGAAUUCCUUGAACGCAAGGUGUACUAUUUGAGUUAUCUGUGUUGAUCUUAGCGAUGGAUUCAAAAGGAAAUGAUAUGGGGGGUAUUACGAUCCCAAAGGAGACACAGGGUCAGGAUAGAACUAUGAACUCAAAGGUGGCUGGUAUGGGAAGCAUUAGCAGCAAAGAUAUGAUAUUCAGAGCAGAUAUGAUUGAUUUGAAAACCCUAGAUAUGCAGCUAGAAAAGCACUUGAGCCGUGUUUGGUCAAAGAGCAUUGAGAAUCAAAGGCCUAAGGAGGCGUGGGAGAUUGAUUUGUCUAAACUUGAGAUUGAAAAGGUAGUUGCGCAAGGGACAUACGGAACAGUAUACAAGGGUACAUAUGACAAUCAAGAUGUUGCAGUGAAGGUAUUGGACUGGGGGGAGGAGGGUCUAGCCACAUUGGCUGAAACUGCUGCUUUGCGGGCAUCAUUCCGGCAAGAGGUUGCUGUUUGGCACAAGCUUGAUCAUCCUAAUGUUACAAAAUUUGUCGGAGCUUCAAUGGGAGCUACAAAUCUUAAAAUUCCAAUGGAUGGUCAAAAUUUGUUUCCAUCUAGGGCCUGUUGUGUUGUUGUUGAGUUUGUUCCCGGUGGGACAUUAAAAGAAUACUUGAUUAGAUCCUGUAAAAAGAAACUGGAAUUUAGGAAAGUGAUUAAAUUAGCUUUGGAUCUCUCUAGAGGGCUCAGCUAUCUACACUCCAUGAAGAUUGUACAUCGUGAUGUCAAAACUGAAAAUAUGUUGAUGGAUUCUGACGACAAUGUCAAAAUUGCUGAUUUUGGAGUUGCCCGUGUUGAAGCUCAGAAUCCAAGAGACAUGACUGGGGAAACUGGUACUCUUGGAUACAUGGCCCCAGAGGUUCUUGAAGGGAAGCCGUACAAUAGAAGAUGUGAUGUCUAUAGUUUUGGCAUCUGCUUAUGGGAAAUUUACUGCUGUGAUAUGCCAUACGCGGAUCUUAGUUUCGCUGACGUGUCCUCCGCAGUUGUUCGACAUAAUCUGCGGCCGGGUAUCCCGAGAUGCUGUCCAAGUUCUCUGGCAAAUGUGAUGAAGAAAUGCUGGGAUGCCAAUCCAGCCAAACGCCCUGAAAUGCACGAGGUUGUCAAAAUGUUAGAAGCCAUUGAUACAAGCAGAGGAGGGGGGAUGAUUUCUCCUGAUAGCUCUAGAUGUUUCUGUUUUGGGCCUUUCCGCAAGAUCCGUGGUCCAUAA
Messenger RNA from Benincasa hispida (wax gourd), 1749 nucleotides. RefSeq names its product serine/threonine-protein kinase 54-like. Gene Ontology annotation, biological process: protein phosphorylation. Lineage: Eukaryota; Viridiplantae; Streptophyta; Magnoliopsida; Cucurbitales; Cucurbitaceae. Gene Ontology annotation, cellular component: plasma membrane. The record is from RefSeq and is a predicted model, not a curated record. Gene Ontology annotation, molecular function: protein serine/threonine kinase activity; ATP binding.